Linum trigynum is the source of this 3062-nucleotide messenger RNA. NCBI's taxonomy places the organism in Eukaryota, Viridiplantae, Streptophyta, Magnoliopsida, Malpighiales, Linaceae. The record is from the annotation of a GenBank genome assembly.
UUCAGUUUAACUGUCGUCUUGUUCAUAAAUGCCAGCCCCUAAUUUUUUUUGUGCAUUUUCCUUUUAUGACAUAAACUUUAGUAUAUUUCCUUACUCGACUCAGACAAUCAUAUCAAAAUUCUUGGCAGGUGGUUGGGAAAGCCAUUUGUGAGAUGGCUUUUAAUUUCUUCGCCACUGGGACCCUGCCAGAGGAAGUGGUGGAGUCUACUGUAGUCCUCAUUCCUAAGGUGGACUAUCCGGAGAUAGUGUCCCAGUUACGUCCGAUCUCUCUAAACAAUGUGUGUCUGAAGGCUAUCACCAAAGCAAUAACUAACCGGCUCAAGCCCAUCAUGAGGAAACUGGUGUCUCCGAGACAGAGUAGCUUUAUCCCUGGGCGGCAAACCACGGACAACAUUAUUGUUUUGCAGGAAGUGCUUCAUUCUCUUAGGAAAAAGAAGGGCAAAAGAGGGGGGUUAGUGCUGAAGAUCGACUUAGAGAAGGCCUAUGAUCGCCUGAGAUGGGACUUUCUUCGAGAUACUCUCAAGGAGGUUGGGUUUCCAAGCACUUGGAUCAACUGCAUCAUGUUCUGUGUUGAACAUAACAAAAUGAGGCUGCUGUGGAAUGGUGAACUCUCUGCCCCGAUCACGCCUACCAGAGGUGUUCGCCAGGGAGAUCCUCUUUCACCCUAUCUCUUUGUUCUUUGCAUGGAACGUUUGUCUCACAGGAUAGAUAAGGCUAUUGAGGACAAGCUUUGGAAACCCCUGAAGCUGUCCAAAGAGGGCCCUCCGAUAUCUCACCUGUUUUUUGCAGAUGAUCUUAUCCUUUUUGCAGAAGCAGGAAUGUCCCAGGUUCGGAUCAUCAAGCAAUGCCUUGACGAGUUCUGCCACAGCUCGGGACAGAGAGUGAAUUAUAACAAAUCCGCUAUGUUCGUCUCAGCUAAUAUAGACAGAAGGCAAGCCCGUCGUUUAUCUCUCAGAACAGAUAUUCCCCUCACAGUGGAUCUGGGCCGCUAUCUGGGUGUCAUGGCAAUUCAUGGGAGGGUGACCAAAGCUCGGUAUCGGGAUCUGGUGCUGCGAAUCCAAAGGAAGCUCGCCCCUUGGAAGUCCAGACAUCUCUCGUUAGCAGCUCGUAUCACGGUGGUGAAAUCCAUUACCUCCUCUAUUCCUAUUUAUCCCAUGCACACGGAACUUCUUCCUGUGAAUAUUUGCAGGACUCUGGAUCGGAUUAACCGGGGGUUCAUCUGGGGGGACACGGACAACCAGAAGAAACUCCAUCUGGUCGGAUGGCCGCAGUUGUUGUUACCCAAAAACAACGGAGGACUCGGCAUUCGGUCGACAAGAGAAGUGAACAUCUCCAUGCUGGCCAAGAGCGGUUGGCGCUUACUCCAAGAGAAAGAUAGCUUGUGGGUGCAGAUGGUUAGAGCGAAAUAUGGAGGAGACAGGCAACAGCUUGAUUUGCUCAAACCUACUCAAGGAAGUUCCUUUACCUGGGCCAGCUUUACUAAAGCGGCCAACCUGCUUAGGCAGGGUUGCGCCUGGAAUGUUCAUUCAGGAAGACAAACUAAGUUUUGGUCUGAUCCAUGGAUUUUGCAAGGACCGCUUUACGAGGCUGCGGCUGGGCCGGUCACGGAGGAAGAUCGUCAGCUCAUGGUCGCUAGUUUUGUGGAUGAGGAGGGGAAUUGGCUGACUGAAAAGUUUGAGGAUUUACUCCCUCCUGAGAUCAUACAGAAAAUCAUGGUGCAGGCUGUUGACCCUUUGUCGAUGGAGACGGAUAAGCUUUUUUGGAAACCAACAGCGGAUGGGCGUUUCUCAACCAAAAGUGCCUAUGUGUUGCAGCAAGGAGCUCCUGGCACCGAAGGUCAACAGGGGUGGAAGACGAUUUGGCACCUCCCGGUGCCGGAGCGUGUAAGAUGUUUCAUGUGGCUGGUUAUGCAGGGAAAGGUGACCACGAACGAGAUGCGGGUGAGACGGCAUCUAAGCGAGGAUGGCUCCUGCUACAGGUGCGUCAGCCAAGAGGAGAACUUGGCUCACAUUUUCCGCAACUGUCCCCCUGCAGCUUUUUUAUGGCACCGCACAGUCCCAGGAGGAGCCCAACAGGAGUUCUUUAGCCUCUCUUGGGAUGCAUGGCUACAUUGGAACCUUGCCUUCAAGGAGUCAACUAUGAACGGAGUACCCUGGAAUGCCUUCUUCAGCAUUGCUCUCUGGUGCUUGUGGAAAAACAGAAAUGAAGGAGUCUUCAAAGGGGAGGACAAGACGCUCUCUGCCUCCUCUCUUAUGCAAUCCAUCAAGAUCAAAGCUGCCGUGUGGACGCAGGCCUGGAAUGCCCCCUCCCCUCUAGUGGGAAGAGCGAGACUGGCUCGGGAUCGCGCUCUGACAGAGGUCGGUUGGAAGGCUCCCCCGACGGGGUGGGUUAAAAUUAAUGUGGAUGGAGCAGCCAAAGGUGAGCAAAGCCUUGCAGGGGCAGGUGGUGUUAUUCGUGAUGUCAGUAGCAGUUGGGUUAGAGGUUUUGUGUCGAGACUGGGCUCGUGCUCGGCUGCGUUGGCAGAGCUGUGGGCGAUUUACCACGGCCUGAAGCUGGGGUGGAACCUUGGAUAUCGAGCUAUCAUCAUUGAAACAGAUUCGCAGCUAGCCAUCCAAUUGGUGAAGAACAGAAAGGACCCCUUGCACCCGUAUGCAGCUUUACUCACAGCGAUUAGGAGAAAGAUUUCUCAAGAUUGGGUGGUGAAUCUGGUACAUGUAUACAGGGAAGGGAAUAGAGUCGCGGACUGGCUCUCGAAGCACAGUCUCGUCUAUCCCUACGGUAUGCAUGAAUUGGAUUCCCCACCGCAAGAGCUUCUCCCUCUUCUUCAGGAUGAUCAAAGGGGUAUUACAAGUUUGAGGAACAUUGUGUUGAGUUCCCCAGCCUCCUCUCUGUGACCCUCCUGUUCCAUUUCUCGUCCCUUCUUUUCUUCCUUCUUCGGCCUUUGGCCUCCUCAAAUGCAAAAAAAAAAAACUAUGGGUUAUGCAUCCAUCAAUAACCAAAUCUGAACCCUUCAUUUAGAAAAUCCAGAUCUAAGGAUGGAAAAUUAAAGAUCAUUUUUAUUU